GCGGGAGGCGAUGGCGGACCCGGGGGAAGAGGCCCGGGAGGAGCUCGGGGCCGCCGCCGACCAGGAGCCGCCGCCCGCGGCCUCGUCCCCCUCGGGGGAUGGCGGAGCGGCGGAGGAGGAGCCGGCGGCCGCGGAGGCGGCAGGCGAGGGCGAGGCGGGAGAGGCUGGCGGGGGCGGCGAGCCCAAGGCGGAGGCGCCGGACGGGGAGGUGAGGAACGCGGAGGGGGAGGCCGUGGACGGGGAGGACCCCAACCUGCAGCCGUCCGCGGCCAAGAAGGUGAAGCUGGAGCUGAAGGAGCGGAAGGAGAAGAAGCACAAAGUGGACGAGGACGAGAUCCAGAAGAUGCAAAUACUGGUCUCUUCCUUUUCUGAAGAACAGUUGAAUCGUUAUGAGAUGUAUCGCCGGUCUGCUUUCCCCAAAGCUGCUAUUAAACGGCUGAUCCAGUCCAUCACCGGCACCUCCGUCUCUCAGAAUGUGGUUAUUGCCAUGUCUGGCAUUUCCAAGGUCUUUGUUGGGGAGGUGGUGGAGGAAGCGCUGGAUGUGUGUGAGAAGUGGGGGGAACUGCCGCCUCUGCAGCCCAAACACAUGCGAGAGGCAGUCAGGAGGCUCAAGUCCCGAGGACAGAUCCCCAAUUCCAAAUAUAAGAAGAUCAUCUUCCACUGAAGCAUCCCAAGAGAAGACAAGUUAAAACAAGGUUUCGGUUGUAAACCUCACAACAGUGACAGCAAAGCUACGAGGCUGAAGCUCCUGGGGGAGUGUUGUGUGCAGCCUUAGUGGCUGCAGGGAGGUCUCCUGCUGUCGCUGCUGAAGCCUGGCUGGUCAGUGCUGCGCAGAAGCGGGCAGGAGCCAAAUCCCUGAGGCAGAGCCUUGGGCUCCUCCACUUCAACAGCACAGGGACAGUGAUGUUCAAAGGCUUCAGUGUAUUCACCCACCAGCAUCAUACUUUCUGCUGGUGGUGUCUGUGUACAGUAGUGUGUCUUUUUUUGUACAUUAAACUUGUUAUUGUAUUCUUAGUCUUGCUGGGAAAUGCUAAUUGUGUAAUUGUGUGUGAUUCAGAGCAGGGGGAACGUAACACGAUGAUCUGUCUCAACCAACCCCGACAUGUUCCUGAAGCUUUGCCUUGCCUCAGGCAUGUUUUGUUCCAUUAGCAUAAGGAAGGAAACUUGCUGAAAGCUGAUGGGCUGAAGUCAUCGCUCAGCUGGUCUUCCCAAAGGCAGUUUUAUGGAGCUGUCUAGAAAACAGGACAAUUGGGAAGGGAAAGGGGAGGAAAAAAAAAACCACCCACAAGCCUGUAAGGAG
This is a messenger RNA of Grus americana (Whooping crane), 1300 nucleotides long. RefSeq names its product TATA-box binding protein associated factor 11 (gene TAF11). The transcript is spliced from 5 exons. The coding region runs from base 11 to 664 and encodes 217 amino acids. Gene Ontology annotation, cellular component: transcription factor TFIID complex; nucleus. Gene Ontology annotation, biological process: transcription initiation at RNA polymerase II promoter; RNA polymerase II preinitiation complex assembly. Gene Ontology annotation, molecular function: protein heterodimerization activity; transcription coactivator activity. Lineage: Eukaryota; Metazoa; Chordata; Aves; Gruiformes; Gruidae. The record is from RefSeq and is a predicted model, not a curated record.